Molecule: messenger RNA, 1756 nt
Organism: Sceloporus undulatus (fence lizard)
Lineage: Eukaryota; Metazoa; Chordata; Lepidosauria; Squamata; Phrynosomatidae
Gene: AGTR1
Product: angiotensin II receptor type 1
Exons: 2
Coding region: 193-1281 (362 amino acids)
Biological process (GO): immune response; regulation of vasoconstriction; G protein-coupled receptor signaling pathway
Cellular component (GO): membrane
Molecular function (GO): angiotensin type II receptor activity
Source: RefSeq, a predicted model, not a curated record
AAGCCCCGAAGGCAAAGAGGCGGGAGCCAGCCCUCGGACAAGGCAGGCUCCCGGGGGCUGGAGCUGCGAGAGGAGCCUCUGCAGCCAUCCGCCAGGCAGUGCCUCUUCUUCCCGGCCGAGAGAGAAGGACUUCGGGGGCUUCAGCACUUCUAUAAAGUUGGUUUCAAUUUUCCUCCAGUUGAACUUAACAAAAUGGUCCUAAAUAUGUCUACAGAAGAGACUGUUGAAAGGGUCGAGAUUGAGUGUACCUCACUGGGAAGACACAACUACAUCAAGAUUAUGGUGCCAAUUGUUUACACAUUCAUUUUCAUCACAGGUAUAUUUGGAAACAGCUUAGUAGUGAUUGUCCUUUACUUCUACAUGAAGUUGAAAACUGUGGCAAGUAUCUUUCUGUUCAAUUUAGCCUUGGCUGAUUUGUGUUUUAUAGUGACUUUGCCAUUAUGGGCAGCCACCACAGCCAUGGAUUAUCACUGGCCUUUUGGCAAUUGCUUGUGUAAGUUAACAUCAGCUGUAUCAAGCUUCAAUCUCUAUGCCAGUGUUUUUCUGCUCACAUGCCUCAGCAUUGACCGUUACUUGGCAAUAGUGCAUCCAAUGAAGUCCCGGCUUCAUCGCACAAUGGUUGUUGCCCGGAUAACUUGCGUCAUCAUCUGGCUGCUAGCAGCAGUUGCCAGCCUGCCUGUUAUGACUCACCGCAGUGUUUACUUCAUUGAAAAAGUAAAUAUAACUGUUUGUGCUUUUCGGUAUGAGACCAACAGCAGCACAACCAAUAGCACAUCGGUUAAAGUUGGAUUAGGCUUGUCCAAAAAUAUGCUGGGAUUUUUAAUCCCCUUUGUGAUCAUUUUAACAAGCUACAUAUUAAUUUGGAAGACCCUGAAAAAGGCUUACCAGAUCCAGAGGAACAAGACAAGAGGAGAUGAUAUUUUUAAGAUGAUUGUCGCAAUUGUACUUUCUUUCUUUUUUUCGUGGGUUCCUCAUCAAAUAUUCACUUUCCUGGAUGUGCUGAUCCAGCUUGGUGUGAUUGAGGGUUGUCACAUUGCUGAUAUUGUGGAUACAGCUAUGCCCUUCACGGUCUGCCUAGCUUACUUUAACAACUGCCUGAAUCCUGUCUUUUAUGGUUUUUUUGGAAAGAACUUUAGAAAAUAUUUCCUUCAGCUUUUGAAAUAUAUCCCUCCAAAUGUCAGGCAUGCUAGUCUGGCAACAAAAACAAGCUCCCUUUCCUAUCCUCCAUCAGAAAACUUAAUCCAGAAAGCUAGAAAACAUGGGUCCUUGGACAUUGAAUGAUGGCUUGGCAACAGCACAUGUUUUCUGCAACUAGAGUGAUGAUGCUCACACGACCUCCAUAGCUUAAAGUGUUAAACCAUCUGAGACACAUCAUCUUUAUGAAAACUGAGCAGUCACCUUUCAUUUCACAUUAUGAGAAGGACUGUUGACUGUUUACAGCAAGUGUUAAUUUAGUAAGUCAGCAACUGUGUUCAUCAACAUCCUGCCUUUCAGGGUGAAGCUUGGGUAGAAAGAGUACAUGGUAGAACUCAGAACAACGUGCGAUAUACUAGAAAAUGUGCUCCGAUUCCUUAUUUCAUUCUAUCAACUUGAUGAAAUUUGCUUUUGAACUUGUAUGAGCAUAUAUACAGUAUUGUGUUGUUGUUAUUGUGUGCCUUCAAGUUGUUUCCAACUUGUGGUGAUUUUAAGGUGACCCUAUCAUGGGGGUUUCUUGGCAAGACAUGUUCAGAGGAAGUUUGCCAUUGCCUUCACCUGA